CGGCAUCAGCUCGAACCUUGAAGAGGAAGGUCUCUUCUUCUUCAUCUCGAUCCAGAUCACGAUCUCGGUCUCGUACUCCGCCUUCUCUACACUCAUCAGCAUCACCGCCGCCCCGUCAGACCUCAAGGCGGUCUACUUCUCUCUCGAGGCCUGCCUCGCCAUCACCUCAUCGCGACCAGAGCAGCACCGCUUCACGGAGGAAGGUCAGAGGCGAUGAUCGAGAGCGAGACAGGAGAAGGAGACGCAGUGGACGAGACGAUAUGGAGGACGACUAUGAAGACGGAAGACAACACGUCGAAGAGGACACAUAUGUGAGGCCGAUGUCGAGGCCUCGCGAUGAAGGCAGCACCAGUAGUCGAAGACGAGACGACAGCAGAGCAUCCCUGUCUCGGACCCGCGAUAUCGACGAGGAUGAUGUUCGCAGUCACAGGAGCGGUCAUAGCCGACACACUGCGAGUCGCGAGCCAGAGCCCUACGGUCGCUACGAUCGCGACGCUCGUUACCGCCGCGGUCCGCCACCUCGUCACGACCCUUGGGGUCGGGAUGACCCUUACAGCCGCGCGCCCCGAUACGACCAGGACUACUACUCUGCGCCAUACUCCAGAGGUGGCCGUGACCGAUAUGACUACGACCGCAGACGACCGCAUCGCCGCUCUCCUUCGGUGCCAAUUAGGAAGGAACCAACUCCCGAUCCUGAGGAUUACGAGCUGCGCUCUGUCUUUUGCUCCCAGCUUGCAGUCAGACUCACUCAAAGGGAUCUAGGCGAAUUCUUUGAGGAGAAGCUUGGCGAGAACACAGUUCAAGACGUCAGGAUUGUCACUGAUCGGGUUACCGGGAGGAGCAAGGGCAUUGCCUACGUCGAAUUGACAUCAGAGGAGCUUGUCCCCAAAGCUAUCGCUUGCUCGGGCGAAGUGCUCUUCGGCAUUCCGAUCUUGGUGCAGGUGACGGAUGCUGCUCGUAACAGAGGCGAGGGGGCUUCCACUGCUCAAGCUCCGAUUCGACCUAACAUGCCGGAGAACGGUCUUCCAAAGAUCGACCCGAAUUCAUUGUCCAAAUUGCCACUUCCACCUCAUCUUGCUGCUUUAGCUGGCAAUGCCAUCCACUUGGGUGGCGGCACAGGACGAGACAACAAGGUCACCAAUACCGCUGCAAGACUUUACGUUGGGAGUCUGCACUUCAAUCUUGUGGACACAGACGUUCGCGCUGUCUUCGAGCCUUUUGGCGACAUUGAAAGCGUAGACCUUCAUCGAGAGCCGGACGGCAAGAGCAAAGGCUUCGCGUUUGUCCAGUACAAGAAAGCGGAGGAUGCCGAGAAGGCCAUUGAACACAUGAACGGGUUUGAGCUCGCCGGCAGAAAUAUCCGAGUAGGUCACGUCAAUUCGCGAGGCCAAGACAACAAUGCAACUCGAAGUGGUCCCUCUGGCCAAAACGACGCCAACGCCAACGGAGGUGGAAACACUGCGACGGUCACCUCCUCGUUCGAUGAAGGAGGAGGCGGUGGUCUCAACGCGUACAGUCGUGCCAAUUUGAUGCAGAUGUUAGCAAGGAACAGCAACAGUGCCGAGGCGGGCGUUGCCAACGGGAACGCAACCCAGCCAACCGAGCAGGUGCGCCCUGCUUCGAUUCCGCAAGGAACAAGCAAGGCCGUCUUAUUGAAGAACAUGUUCAAUCCCGAAGAGGAGACCGAUGCAAAGUGGGACCUGGAUCUUGCUGCCGAUGUCAAGGAAGAGUGUGAAUCCAAAUACGGCAAGGUGCACGAAUGCCAUGUGGACAAGGAGAGUACGUCGGGCGACAUCUACAUGAGCUUUGAGGACAUCAGUGGUGCGACCAAAGCUAUCGCCGGUCUCAAUGGGCGAUGGUUUGGAGGAAGACAGGUUGCUGCUGGCUUCAUUAGCGAAUCCUUCCUCAAGGCUAGGCUGAAUUGAGUUCGACGAGGGAAGACGCAACAAGCAAAGCACCAGUACGCUGAAGAGCGAGACAAACCGGGAUGCUCUGAACACAUGCAGUCAUUUUCCCCUCUCCCUUUACGCUACAACAACAGGCCGGUCAUUAGAAGCUACAUGCGCUGCUGAUGCAAGAGAAGGAGAAGUCAAUGGUAUGACCUUGCUCGUUGGCUACCCGCGCUGUGUGGCAGAAUCACCACUCCUGCCUUUGCUCCUCUAUUCUCCACUGUUCUCCCAUCAGUGGAGUCUUUUCCCUCACUUCCUCCGCAC
This is a messenger RNA of Microstroma glucosiphilum, 2213 nucleotides long. Its product is annotated as splicing factor, CC1-like protein. Lineage: Eukaryota; Fungi; Basidiomycota; Exobasidiomycetes; Microstromatales; Microstromataceae. Gene Ontology annotation, biological process: mRNA processing. Gene Ontology annotation, molecular function: RNA binding. Gene Ontology annotation, cellular component: nucleus. The transcript has 3 exons. The record is from RefSeq and is a predicted model, not a curated record. The coding region runs from base 261 to 1925 and encodes 554 amino acids.